AGGCCUCGGCCGGGUCCUGGGGGCGGCGGAAGCGAGGUGCGGCGAGAGACCUCACCCCCGCAUGGGGCUACAGGGCCGCAGCGUGGCGGUCGCGACCCUGCCCCGUCCCGUCUGUCCCUUGCGCACGACCGGGUCGCGGAGGUGUGUGUCGCCCGGUCUGCCCGCGCAGGGGGCGGGGUCCCGGCAACAGGUGUCACCGCCCGGGUCCCCAGGGAGUUUUCUGAGUCGAGGGGGAAGUGCAAGUCUCCCCACGUGGCCCGGUGCGGGGGACUCGCCCCCGGUGGGAAACGCCGCUUGUCGGCCCCCGCUUUCCUAGGAACCGAGCUGGACCCCUGCGGUCCCGUAGGUCGGGGUCACGUGAGGGGUCGCCGCGGGGGCCCGCCUCCUGGGGAGGCCGGGGUGCAGAGGAAGCCGAGCCGACGGCACGCGGCGAGGGAAGGAGUGAAAACAAGAGCUGUUUGUCGCUUCCGAGGAACCAUCUCCGACUCUCAGAGUUUCAGAUGUGCGCCUGGUGACUCUUCUCUCCAGAUGCUCAGGCACCUCUGCCCUCCGCACAGGCCGGUACUGAGCUGCAGUUGGAGCAGACUGUGCCUUCUGAAGCGGUGCUUCUUUACGAUGAAGUUACAGUCCCCAGAAUUCCAGUCCCUUUUCACAGAAGGAUUGAAGAGUCUGACAGAGCUGUUCGUCAGGGAGAGCCACGAGCUGAGAAUAGCGGGCGGCGCCGUCAGGGACCUGCUGAGCGGCGUCAAGCCGCAGGACGUGGACUUCGCCACCACCGCCACCCCCGCCCAGAUGAAGGCCAUGUUCCAGGCGGCCGGCGUCCGCAUGAUCAACAACAAAGGGGAGAAGCAUGGGACCAUCACCGCCCGGCUUCACGAAGAAAACUUCGAAAUCACGACGCUGCGGAUCGACGUGGUCACCGACGGGAGACACGCCGAGGUCGAGUUCACCACCGACUGGCAGAAGGACGCCGAGCGCAGGGACCUCACCGUGAACUCCAUGUUCCUAGGUUUUGACGGUACCUUAUUCGAUUACUUUAACGGCUACGCAGAUUUAAAAAAUAAAAAAGUGAGAUUUGUUGGCCAGGCUAAACAGAGAAUACAAGAAGAUUAUCUGCGAAUUUUAAGGUAUUUCAGGUUUUAUGGCAGAAUUGUAGACAAGCCCGGUGAGCACGACCCCGAGACACUGGAAGCCAUCGCAGAGAACGCUAAAGGCUUGGGUGGCAUAUCGGGAGAGAGGAUCUGGGUGGAACUGAAGAAAAUCCUUACUGGUAACCAUGUGAAUCAUUUGAUUCACCUCGUCUACGAUCUUGACGUGGCUCCUUACAUAGGCUUACCCGCUAAGGCGUGUCUGGAGGAGUUCGACAGGGUCUGUGGAUACGUCGAGGGUUUCUCACCGAAGCCGAUGACCCUGCUGGCCUCCCUGUUCAAGGGACAGGAUGAUGUCACAAAGCUGGAUUUGAGGUUGAAGAUUUCUAAAGAGGAGAAGAAUCUUGGCUUGUUUCUGGUUAAAAACAGGAGAGACCUCACGAAAGCGGCGGACAGCUCGGAGCCACUGAGACCGUAUCAGGACUUCGUCAUUGAUUCUAGGGAGCCCGACGUCGUGGCCCGCGUGUGCGAGCUGCUGAAGUACCAAGGCGAGCACCGUCUGCUGCAGGAGAUGCAGCGGUGGUCGGUUCCCCCCUUUCCCGUCAGCGGCCACGACAUCAGGAAGGUGGGCGUUUCUUCGGGAAAGGAGAUCGGAGCUCUGCUGCAGCAGUUGCGUGAGCAGUGGAAGAAGAGUGGUUACCGGAUGGAGAAGGAGGAGCUCUUGAGUCACAUAAGGAAGACGGAAGACCGAUGAGGGAGCCGGCUGCCGGGAUGCGGUCCCUAGAACCGGUUUGUAUCUCGUUUCCCUCCAGAAAAGGUGACGACUGCUUUCGAGCCAAUUAAAUGGGCUGUGCUGACAAAAACUGUAUUUCAGGCACUGAUAGGAAGUGUAUGUCCUCUCGAUUAGAUUUGUAUCAGUGUGUCUUCGAAUUUUUUUGCAAGUAAGGUUGACUUGUGUUCAGAAAAUAAAAAUCUUGUUUCUUUGUUGGA
Sciurus carolinensis (gray squirrel) is the source of this 2078-nucleotide messenger RNA. It is a transcript of the gene Trnt1, whose product is annotated as tRNA nucleotidyl transferase 1. The record is from RefSeq and is a predicted model, not a curated record. The transcript has 8 exons. NCBI's taxonomy places the organism in Eukaryota, Metazoa, Chordata, Mammalia, Rodentia, Sciuridae. Gene Ontology annotation, biological process: RNA processing. Gene Ontology annotation, molecular function: nucleotidyltransferase activity; RNA binding. Bases 529 to 1842 code for a protein of 437 amino acids.